UUCAUUACAUAUUCCAUUUCUGUGUUUUAGGUCAUCAAAUUUCCCUACAGUUUCAAAGUCCUCGGAAAGUGCAUCUUCAUCUCUCUCUGCAAAAAAAAGUUCAUGGAGGAUAACAAAAAAAGAUCAAUCAAUGCACAAAAUUGUUUUCGAGGAUGGUGGAUUGCCUGAUGGAACUGAAGUAGCUUAUUAUUCUCAUGGAAAGAAAUUACGUGAUGGUUAUAAAAUGGGGUCAGGAAUACGUUGUCGUUGCUGCAAUAAUUUGAUGAGUCCAUCUCAGUUUGAAGCUCAUGCUGGUUGGGCAUCACGCAAAAAGCCCUACAUGUACAUCUACACAUCUAAUGGGGUGUCUCUCCAUGAAUAUGCCAUAUCUCUAUUGAAAGAUCGCGAGUGUUCUGCUAAAGACAGUGAUGACUUGUGCAUCAUUUGCGCAGAUGGUGGGACACUUUUGCUUUGUGAUGGAUGUCCAAGGGCCUUUCACAAAGUGGAUGAGGGAAGCCGUAGUAUUUGAAAGAAGAAUCUAACCCACUGUUAGAAGGAAAUCUGCAUCCUGCUUUCAUUUGUUAGAUGAAGACACACUGAAUUGAGAAGUUGAAGUACACCUCCCUUUUGGUGCAUGAGAGAGGUGGGUUUGGAUGCCUGUUUAGAUGAAACAAUAGCACCUACAUUGGAUCUAUGCACGUUUAUAUAUGU
Messenger RNA from Olea europaea var. sylvestris, 690 nucleotides. Its product is annotated as increased DNA methylation 1-like. Lineage: Eukaryota; Viridiplantae; Streptophyta; Magnoliopsida; Lamiales; Oleaceae. The record is from RefSeq and is a predicted model, not a curated record. The transcript has 6 exons. The coding region runs from base 131 to 508 and encodes 125 amino acids.